Molecule: messenger RNA, 390 nt
Organism: Parastagonospora nodorum SN15
Lineage: Eukaryota; Fungi; Ascomycota; Dothideomycetes; Pleosporales; Phaeosphaeriaceae
Exons: 2
Coding region: 1-390 (129 amino acids)
Source: RefSeq, a predicted model, not a curated record
AUGAACACUGGCUGCGCAUACCCCGGGCGUACCUCGAGCUGGGCACUGGACGUCGGGCUUAGGAGAGCCCUGCAGGUGGAGCGGAACGAAUGGAUGCAAACAGAACAAAUCUGGAUAGGAGAGCAGAGGACACGCAAGCUGAGACGCUGGCCCCCGUCGACGUUUGGAGAGCAACAGGGUCAGAGAGGAAGGGCCGCUAUCCUUGACGGCGAUCGAAAAAUCGUGGUCACUAGCCCUCCCAUCGACGCCUCUACUGCUUCCGACCACCAAAUCGCUGGUGCUAGAGACAUUUCUGCAAAUAGACUUUGCUCGCGACGCCCUGAGUCGCCAGCCUACACUGCGAGUACGGGUGCACGGUGGCUGGGAGAAGAAGCAAGUCGUCCAGUGUGA